Molecule: messenger RNA, 308 nt
Organism: Penaeus indicus
Lineage: Eukaryota; Metazoa; Arthropoda; Malacostraca; Decapoda; Penaeidae
Product: eclosion hormone-like
Exons: 3
Coding region: 1-282 (93 amino acids)
Biological process (GO): ecdysis, chitin-based cuticle; neuropeptide signaling pathway
Molecular function (GO): ecdysis-triggering hormone activity
Source: RefSeq, a predicted model, not a curated record
AUGGUCAGAGUAAAGUUCAAAUAUAACUUGAUUCUGAAAAAGGGUGCCCAGGUCCGCGUGGUGGUGGCGAGUGUGGUGUGCUUGGUGCUGCUGGCUGCCGUGUGCGACGGAGCCUCCAUCACCAGUAUGUGCAUCAGGAACUGCGGGCAGUGCAAGGAAAUGUACGGCGACUACUUCCACGGGCAGGCCUGCGCCGAGUCCUGCAUCAUGACGCAGGGCAUGAGCAUCCCCGACUGCAACAACCCCUCCACCUUCAAUCGCUUCCUCAAGAGGUUCAUCUAAGGAAGCACCUUAAUAAAUCUCGAGUC